AUGAUUUCUUCAUCUGAUAAUCGACUUUUAUUUAUUCUUGAUUUAUUACCUAAAGAAAUCAUCUUUACUAUUUUUGACUUUCUUUGGGCUCAUGAUAUUCUUUAUUCAUUUCUUAAUAUUAGCAAUUAUUUUAAUAAUAUUCUCUUAACCUAUCAGAAUUAUCAUGUUAAUUUUAAAUCAAUCUUAAAACAACAAUUUGAUUUAGUUUGUCGUUUUAUUCAACCAAAUCAAAUUACAUCACUUGUUUUAUCCGAUAGUAAUGAAACUCCAAGUCAAUCGAAAACUUUUUUAUCACUCUUUCCUAUCGAAAAAUUCAUUAAUCUUCGUGCAAUUACACUAUCUGACAUUGAAAAUGACUGUCAUUCACUUUUCUUUAAUAUUCGUCAGCUAAAAUACCUUAAUUAUUUUGAAACAGAUACACUAUCUCAUCUUUGGAUGAUUGAAACAAUAUCUCGACUCAAACAAUUGAUAAUAAAUAAAUAUGCUGACAACGAUUAUAAUCAUGAAAGUUUACUUCAUUCGAUUUCGUUUUCUCAUUUACGCAAUCUUACUUUGCCUUAUUGUUCAUACGUUCAAUUACGUCAAAUUCUUUCUUGUGCCUCUAAACUUACUUCACUUAAUAUUUCAUUGAUUAUUUCUGAUUGCACUGGUAUUGAUUACUUUGCUGAACAACAUCAAGAGACACCUCUUAUUGUUAAUCAUCUUACAAUGUCCAUUCAGACAUUUACGUGGUAUGUGGAAUAUAAUACUGAUGAUUUUAUUCUUUAUACUAUUCCUCGUUUUGUUCCUCGUACAACAAAACAUUCUUUAUUAUCAAUUUUACCACAUUCAACAACACUUCCUGUCGAACAAUAUUCUAUUUAUUAUGAUCAGAUAAAUGAACUAGAACUUGAUUCAAAUGAUAAAUCAUCUUAUCGAUAUACUAAUGUUCAACGAUUGAUAUUAUCAAUAACAAAAAUUAAUGAAAAUAUAAUUGAUCUUUCUAAAGUAGAAUAUUUAUGUGUGAAAUCAUUAUCAUGGCCAUUGAAGAAACUCUUUCAAAUCAUCAAAACAUCCAUGACUAGUUUAUAUCACUUAAAAAUUGAUUUUAGUUUUUCUAUGAUACAACUUUCUGAUAAUAUUUAUCCACUAGAACAAAUUCGUAUAAUAGAUUUGCCUCAGUUUUCAUGUUCAUUCAAGAAUGACAACAUUGAUUUAUCUUCUCUAUUUCCGUGUAUAGAACGUUUAACAAUCGGAAUCAAUAGUCUUCAUCAAAUGACAGAUAUAAUUGAUCGAUUUAUGCAUUUAUCGAGUGGAUCAUUUCAUAUUAUGAACGAUCAUACUGAUAUUAACUAUAUAUUAACUGAAACUGAUACGAUAUACAAAUGGCUCAUAGAAAAAACGAAUCGUUUGGCGAGAAAUCGUAGUUUCACUUAUCGAUUAGAUUCUCGAUCUGAUAUUUGGAUACAUUUAUGGAUUAGUAGUGAAAGUACAACACCAGAAAAAGUAUUAAACAAAAUGUUAUCAGGCGAACAGUUAAUGGAACUUAGAGAAACCAAUGGGCAACAUAAUUGUUCACGAUGUUGUUCACUGCAAUAG
Molecule: messenger RNA, 1578 nt
Organism: Rotaria sordida
Lineage: Eukaryota; Metazoa; Rotifera; Eurotatoria; Philodinida; Philodinidae
Source: the annotation of a GenBank genome assembly